Malus domestica (apple) is the source of this 1469-nucleotide messenger RNA. Its product is annotated as protein trichome birefringence-like 43. Gene Ontology annotation, molecular function: O-acetyltransferase activity. The record is from RefSeq and is a predicted model, not a curated record. Gene Ontology annotation, cellular component: Golgi apparatus. NCBI's taxonomy places the organism in Eukaryota, Viridiplantae, Streptophyta, Magnoliopsida, Rosales, Rosaceae.
UCCUUACCAGCCUGAUUUUGUUUUGACGAAAAAGAAAAAGCUAGAUUCUGUUUGAUGCUUGUUAAGAAUAUGUUAUUAAAACCCUGUAAAGUUGAGGAAAAUCUUCCAAAACCCUAUAUAUAUGGUGUCCAUUUCCUUUCUUCCCUCCAGUUUUCAAUCACAUUAAUUUCUGGAAUGGCUUCGUGGUUUAGUUUCAUGAUCUCCUCUGUUUCUCUUCUAUCUCAGCUGGUUAUACUGCAACCUUGUAAAGUGCAUGGUAAUAGUGAUGCAGGCGAAGAUAAACAACUAAAGCAAUCAAAUGGAUGUGAUUAUUUUCAAGGAAGUUGGAUAAUUGAUAAUUCAUAUCCACUUUACGAUUCAUCAAAGUGUCCAUUAUUCAUCGAUCGAGAAUUCGAUUGCCUGAAGAAUGGUAGACCUGAUAAAGAAUACCUCAAAUAUAGAUGGAAACCGGCCAGUGACUGUGACCUUCCAAGAUUCAAUGGUGAGGACAUGCUGAGGAGGGUAAAGGGAAAGAAGAUCUUACUCGUCGGGGACUCUCUAAGCUUCAACCAAUGGCAGUCACUUACAUGCAUGUUGCACACUGCAGUGCCCCAAUCAAAUUAUACUCUAGAUGACCCCACAUUUUCUUUGCCUGAAUAUGGAGUUUCUGUUACACUAUCUCGAAAUACAUUUCUAGUGGAUCUAGUCACGACAGAGAUGGGCAAGGUUCUCAAGCUUGACUCCAUUGAAAAUGGCAAAGCAUGGAAAGGAUACGACAUGCUUAUCUUCAACACUUGGCAUUGGUGGCUCCACACAGGAGGCAAGCAACCAUGGGACUACAUUGAAUCAGGAGGUAAAAUACUCAAGGAAAUUGACCGUUUGAUUGCUUUUAGGGAGGGAUUAACUACUUGGUCCAAGUGGGUGGACUCGAAUGUUGAUGCUAACAAGACCAAAGUUUUCUUUCAAGGCAUUUCUCCAACCCAUUACGAUGGAAAUGAAUGGGACGACCCAAAGUCAACUUGCAAUGGACAAACUCAACCUGUUAGUGGAUCAAUCUAUCCAGGAGGUCCACCACCAGCAACAACUGUGGUCAAGGAUGUCUUGACUACAAUGUCAACGCCAAUAACUUUGUUGGACAUAACGUUACUAUCGCAAUUGCGAAAGGACGGGCACCCAUCUGUAUACGGCCUCGAUGGAAAACAUGGAAAUGAUUGUAGUCACUGGUGCCUUGCUGGUGUCCCAGAUUCAUGGAAUGAACUAUUGUAUGCUAUUCUUGUGACUACUGACUAGAGAAGAACUUGGGCACGGCUUCACGGGAUGUUAUUGUGAUUGGUGAUGAUGUCGAGUCAUGGAAAUUGUUCUCACUAGCUAGAGGAGAAGAUAUAAUAAUAAACUUAACCGUUAAUUCAAUUAGAACAUGUAAUAAAGUUCAUAUAUGUAACAAAGUCUCAAAGUUUCCAACCAUUGGGGUGCAGUUUGGGUUGAUUGAA